Messenger RNA from Penicillium argentinense, 882 nucleotides. RefSeq lists its product as uncharacterized. The record is from RefSeq and is a predicted model, not a curated record. NCBI's taxonomy places the organism in Eukaryota, Fungi, Ascomycota, Eurotiomycetes, Eurotiales, Aspergillaceae. The transcript has 3 exons. The coding region runs from base 1 to 882 and encodes 293 amino acids.
AUGGAUCUGCUGGUUUACUGGCAUCUCGCGACUAACCGGCAGUUAGUGGGCGGCAUCGUCAGCGCCUUCUUUCAUGCAAUCAUCACGGCCAGCUUCAGUAUCACAAUCCCACUGCACGUCCGCGCCGUCUUUGAAAAGGACAGCCUGGUGACUGGGAUUCAGUUAGCAUCCAUUAAGGGGCCCAAUGCCAUCUUCAGUGUUCCCGUUCGAUGGGCGAAUACCAGGAUCGGCACGAGGCACCUCACGUCGGUAGGCUUUGUGGUGCUCGCACCGCUGCUGUGGAUGGCGGGGGUCCCAGGAGAUACGAGAUUCCCCUGGGCUCAUGAAGGACGGCGGGGGCCGGUCUUGUAUGGACUCGCAAUAUCGGGAACGGGGCUCACGAGUCCCUUGCUGAAUGGAGUGAGCAUGAUGGCGGCGACCGGCGCAGCUCACGAGAUCGAAAUGGAGCACCCUGGACUCAUCGAGUCCGACGAUACAUACAAGAAGGCCGUGCAGGGUGAAUCGGCUCGGCUGGACGCUGGGCCUGUUUGUCGGCCCGAUCUGGUCGGGGCCUUUCACGGAGCGCGUUGGCUGUUUCACGAUGGCCUGCGCUCUCAGUCAGCGUUCCAUCCCUGCCGCAAUUCGUCAGGCGAGUCUAGCGCUAACGGGCGGCAGCUGGCCUCUGUCUGUUCUGCGCAUGCAUUGCAUUCUGAAACCUGCCAUCAUCCGGGGCCGCACGGCGUGCUAAUACGUUGCCGAGAACGCGCGGGGGUGAAGAAUGAGCGUUGCACUGCGAGCCGCUAUGAGAAGCUGUCGCUCCGGAUGUUCUCCGUACAAACUGGGCCACUGGCCGGUGCUCCGCCAAUCUCACUGGGUGCUGGGGCUGCGUUCCUUGAUUUAUGA